ACGUGGCGCAAGUCCCCAUGCGUUUCCACUAACAUCCCUUCCCUCACCUAACUCCGUCACAACAAUCGUCGUCCCUUUCUGCCGCCAAAUCAGACCCUUCUAACCUCCUCGCCGUUAUUCUCACACCGCUUAAAUCCCUCCCUCUCUCUCUCUCUCCCCUAAAGAUGAAGACCUCCCUUUCUCGCCUCUGAAACCCUAAUCGCUUCAAAAGGGGAGUUGAGUUCACUGUGAGAAAAAUGGUUUGAGGCAGUUUUUGAGAUUUCUUGUGAAGGCUGGCCUUGUGUUGGUUCUGUGUAUAAUUAUAGUGGACUCCACUGCAAUAGACUUUCAGUUACUUGGCAAUCAUGGGGUCAGCUUGUUGUGUUGCUGCAAGGGAGAGAUCUGACCCGAACAGAACUGGAAAUGAAACAUUGCGCAGGAAUGCCUUAUAUUCCCCAUCAUGGAGUUUCCGAUAUGAUAAUCGAAGGCGUGUUGCCGGUGAAAUUGAUACUCCAUAUCGUGCUUCUCGUGGAACUAGUAGGAAUGCUAGCAUGGAGUUAAAAGGGGCAUUGAGUUCUGAAAGAGGCAAUUUUUCUGAUUUGGGGAGCCCACUGGAGAAUUUUGGUACACCUAUCUCCCAAAAGUCCCCCGUUCAUGGUGGUGGAAUUUGUGCAAGUCUGAGGACUCCGUCUUCAGAUCUAUCCAUGAUGAGCAAUUAUUCUCCAGAUGUUAAAAAUUUGGCAGAAUCACCGGGAAUUGAAGAUUCAUCCGCUCUAAAUCCUUCAUUAUCCAUCCCUACAACUAUUUCAAUACCAACUGCUGAACCUUCUCCUGCCCCCAGCUAUCCACUUUUCUCCAACUCAACCCCAUCAAGGCGGGCCCGUCGUUCACCAGGACAUCAGUUACUGAGACAGAUUUCUGACAGUCGAAUAUUGGGUUUGAAAUCUCCAAAUAACAACUCAAUAUCUGAAGGAAGACAAUCUUUUGUACUCUCUAGUUGCAGCAAUGACUUGGCAACUGGAUCCCAAGCUGGGUCAUCUGAUGGGUGGUCUAUGCGCACCUUCUCUGAGCUUGUGGCUUCAUCUCAAAGGGAAAGGUGGUCUUUUGACAGUGAGCACUUUGGUUCUAUCCAUGGAAAGCAAAGUGGUUGUAGCAGCAGGUUCUCAUGUUCUCCUUCAGUAGAUAUGCAGUCUUGUGGGGUCUGCUCAAAGCUCCUAACUGAGAGAACUUCAUGGAGCAUCCAGAAAAUUAUUGCCAGCAGUGAGAUCUCUGUGGCGGCUGUGUUAGUUUGUGGACAUGUUUACCAUGCUGAGUGCUUGGAGACUGUGACAUUGGAGACUGAUAGGUACGACCCGGUUUGCCCAAUUUGUAUGGUAGGAGAGAAGCAAGUCUGGAAGAUGUCAAGAAAAGCGAUGAGGUCAGAAUCUGAUUUAAAAGCAAGAAACCACAAGAUAUCCAAAAAUAGAGUUGUGGAUAGCUACUUUGAUGGUGAAUAUGAUGUUUUUGAUCAUCAAAAGAACACUGAUAGAAAAGGAAAAGUAGUAGCCAAGUUAGAACCCAGUUCCAGUACAAGGAACUCCUUUACUAAGCCUUUCUUGAAACGGCACUUUUCACUUGGAUCCAAGUGGAGUAGACCACUUUCGGAAAAUGAUUCAGCUAGGAAGAAGGGGUUUUGGGCCAGGUAUCGUAAAGAUUGAGUGCCCCCCACUCCCAGCUUGUAAGAAAUAGAGGCAAGCAGCUGUUUAUUUAUAGAUGUUACACCUGCACUUUAGGAUUGUUCUUCUGGAAAAUGUAUACUAGCUUCAGCAAUAAGUUCAGUAUCAUUUGAAAUUUCCCGUUCA
This is a messenger RNA of Rosa rugosa (rugosa rose), 1820 nucleotides long. RefSeq lists its product as uncharacterized. The transcript has 5 exons. The coding region runs from base 345 to 1676 and encodes 443 amino acids. The record is from RefSeq and is a predicted model, not a curated record. NCBI's taxonomy places the organism in Eukaryota, Viridiplantae, Streptophyta, Magnoliopsida, Rosales, Rosaceae.